AUGUUAAGACUAAUACGGAUAAGGAGGUAUUCCAAUAAUGAUGGCUUACGCCAAACGUUUUAUCGUUUGACUUCAUCGCAGGCUCAAGACCUCAAGUUCGAUUCAGAAACCUUUCAAUUCAAGGCAUCGCAUAAUAAAUCCUCUCUCCCCUUUGAUAUCAGAAGACAUGGCGAACAGUUUGGUCAACUUGUAAGAAGUGAUAUAUUGGAUAGAGAGAACCUUCUAAAUGAGGAUGAGUCAGGAGUUGUUAUCAAAGAAGCAGAACAAGUAUCUGAAUUCAGAAAUGCAGAUGGUUCCUUUGUUAAAGGUACUACUUCUCAAGAGGCAAGACUCGAUGAUGCAACUAUAAAAGGACGAGUCGAUAGAAAAGUCAGUACUCUUCCCUAUGAAAUAGCCAAAACAAUCAAUGAGAACAUCUUGAGUCUUCACAUCCCUGCGAGAUUACGGGAAAGAGUUGCAAGCAUUUAUGAGUCACUUGGAAAGGAUCAAAUUCAAAAGGCGCCGGAAAACAAAAUUGAUGCGGAUGCUUAUCUAGCUGGCUUAUUUCUUCAAAACUAUAGUCAUGUUCAUCAUGUAUUGUUAGAUUUACAGAAAAGAGUUGGGAAGGAUAACUUCAAACCGAAUAGAGUAUUAGAUAUUGGAUACGGACCAGGUACUGGAAUGAUUGCUUUGAAUGAAAUAAUGGAUGCCACAGAGGAUUGGAAUCCUGAAGUGAAAGACAUUUAUGUUGUGGGAAGAAAGAAUUACGAGAUGAAGAAAACAGCUAAGAUAUUACUUUCACGACAAGAAUGUGAACAAGUUUCGAGUGUGCAACAACCUACACAAACUGAAGCUGAAGAAUCUGCGGAACAACAAGACGAAAGACGUGAAACCCAUGACUCUUAUGGACCUGUAGAUGUUUCCAAAAUUAAGAUUAAGUCAAGACUUCGUGAUUCUAUUCCAUCACAGAAAAAAUAUGAUUUGAUUAUUGUGAACCAAGCACUUCUUACAAGAGAAUUUAACUUUCCAUCUGAUGUUGACACGAACAUCAAUAUGGUUCUCCGUUUAUUACAACCUGGUGGACACAUUGUUUUGGUUGAACGUGGGAACUAUGUUGGAUUUGAAACCAUUGCCCGAGCUAGGCAAAUCAUGAUUAGACCAGAGAAGUAUGAUACUGAAAUUGGGAAGAUUCCUAGACCAUAUAUCAAAGGGUCCAAUUAUAAGCCUCAGAAACUAAGAAAAGAAGAUGAGUUAAUUACUGACCAAGACAUAAAAUAUGAAGAACAAUUACUCAAAGAAUUGGAAGACAACAUUGAAUCUGGAGAGAAAUUGGCCAAAGAAUUGGAUGAAAAGUUUGGUAAAGCUACAGAAGCAGAAAUUAAACUUGAAUUUGAAGAUGAUGAUAAAUUUGAAGUUAUGACAGAAGAAGAAUCCUCGUUGAAAGGUAUUGACUAUCAUCUAUCAAUUAUAUCUCCCUGUCCUCAUCAUGGAAAAUGUCCAUUACAACUAGGAGACCCCAAAUAUUACAAAAUCCCGUCACAUAAGCACCGGUUAAGCUUCUGUUCGUUUUCCAAAGUGGUAGAAAGACCCAAGUAUACUAUGGAAUUGAAGAGAGGUAAGCUUUUAUCAACCAAAUGGGAUAAAAGUGCUGAAGAUGGUAGAGGUUUAGAUAAAAUGACCAAGAAGCAACUGAAGGCAUAUGAGGGAAGCGGAAGACCAGGAAGCAAGAAUACUGAAAAUGGGUCAUUCUCAUAUUUAAUUGCUCAAAGAUCGUUGAAUGAUUCUGAUACAUUAGCUAAGAUUGAACACCAACGGUCAUAUAACUCCGAGACUGCUAAAUUAGACUUGAAUGACCCUAAUAAUUGGCCUAGAAUCAUUCAGAACCCGGAUAAAAUAAAGAAUAAUGUCAAGUUACCAAUGUGUGCCCCCUCGGGGAAGAUUGAGACAUGGACAGUCCCCAAAUCACUUGGGAAGCAAGCGUACCAUGAUGCUCGCAAAGCCGAACGAGGGGAUUUAUGGGCUUUGGGGAAGAAGAGCGUUAUAGUGAAGAACACUUUGAGUGAGAAGAAUAAAGAAAAGUUGGAAACUCUUGCAAAGACCGAAAAGAAGGUUUUUAUGAAGGAAGAAAGAAAGAGAAAGAUGAAGAAGGUUAUCAGUGCCAAUCCUGAGAUCUUUGAGAAGUCUGUAUUUGAGAUUGCAGAUGAAUAUGCCACUCAAUUGGAACUGUCCAAGAAGUACAGACAAAAGGGAAGAAAGAUGAAGUUAGACGUUGAUGUGACACAAUAUGAAGGUAUGUGA
Lizanozyma spartinae is the source of this 2277-nucleotide messenger RNA. RefSeq names its product mitochondrial 37S ribosomal protein RSM22 (gene RSM22). Gene Ontology annotation, molecular function: structural constituent of ribosome; methyltransferase activity. Bases 1 to 2277 code for a protein of 758 amino acids. The record is from RefSeq and is a predicted model, not a curated record. Gene Ontology annotation, cellular component: mitochondrial small ribosomal subunit. Gene Ontology annotation, biological process: translation. The transcript has a single exon. NCBI's taxonomy places the organism in Eukaryota, Fungi, Ascomycota, Pichiomycetes, Serinales, Debaryomycetaceae.